UGCUAUUCGAGAAUAUCAUUUAACAGUAAUGGAACAAUUUACUGAAUUAAAACAACAGUUACACGAAGCUCGAUUAAAAAAUGAAGCAUUAGAUCAUAGUGUAGCUGUAAUAGCUAAAAAAUUGGAACAAAUCAACCAUGAAUGAGCAAAGUACAGAAAUGGAAGAACAAUGGAUAGAUAAAAUAAUGACAAUAUGUGAGCAGUUUGAUUCAUUUACAAAAGAGAAACACAAAGAAUUACAAUUAAAAGAUUUACUUGAAAAAAAAGACAUAGAAUUAUCAGAAAAAGAUACACAAAGAAAAGAAGAAAUUGAAUUAUUGUCUAAGAAAAUACAUGAUUUAGAAAUGAAAUUGGAAAUGAAGAUUAAAGAUGAAGAUAAAUUACAGGCAAUUGUAAUUGAGCAAUAUACAAUGAUGAAGGAAGAAUUAAACAAAAUGAGAACUGAAAUGGAUUAUGAAACUCAAAAAAAAAAUCAAGAUUUAAUGUCUCAAGUUUUUGCUUUAAAGAAAGCUAUUUCAAAACUCGAAAAAUCAAAAGAGAAACUUGAGAAUGAUUAUGAAAAAAAAUUAUCAUAUAUAAUUAAGGUAUAAAUUAAACAAGAUAUUAAAAUAUUAUAAAUUAAUUCUAUUUUAUCUAUAAUAUUAUAGAACAAAGAUAUGGAAAUAAAAACAUUACAUUUACAACUGCAAAAACAAAAGAAUGAAUUAUGUACAUCUCUGAAUAUAAAAAAACAAAAUGAAAUGGAUAAUAUUGUUUCUACAUUAGAAAAACAGUACAAAACAUUGUUAACAGAAACAGAAACAAUUUCUGAAAAUAAAACUCAGGAAUAUCUCAUGGUAUUGUAUCAUAAAUUUUAUUUAAAAUAAAAUAACACUAUAAGAGUAUGGAAUUAACAUAAAUUAAAAAUUUUAGAAAAUAGCUAUUCUUGAAGAUCAAAUAUUAAAUAUGAAGAAAUUUAACUCGAGUUUAUAGAAUAGUGAAUCGCGUAGUUUAUAGUACAUUACAAUUAUACCAAUUGUACAUUAUGUUUCUUCUUAAUAAAA
Messenger RNA from Apis florea (little honeybee), 1043 nucleotides. RefSeq lists its product as uncharacterized. NCBI's taxonomy places the organism in Eukaryota, Metazoa, Arthropoda, Insecta, Hymenoptera, Apidae. The record is from RefSeq and is a predicted model, not a curated record.